AUGGCGAAGUUUGAAAAGGAUGCCGAGGCUAUGGUGAGUUUACACAUGAAAUCCGUUAUUAGAGGACCAAGGACGUCGGAUUUCAGUCACGUGGCGACUCUCGUCUCAGCAAUUGGUUCCUUUGUGCAACCUUUCAGUCAAAAUUCUACAGUUGAACGAGUGAAUGACAAAGAGUUGAGUGAAUUGAAAUUAAUAGGCCCGGAAGCGCCAUGUAUCGGGCUACUGCAGGUUCGUUACCGAGGUCGAUGGGGUUCCGUCUGUAGUAGUCCGUGGGAUUCAUCUACUGGAGAAGUCGUCUGCAGGCAGAUUGGUUGCAAUGCCUAUCACACAACAUUGGCUAUACCCAUCUCACAAGAAACUGGACCUAUUCUGUUGGAUAAAGUCCAUUGUAACGGAACUGAGUCGUCACUCUGGGAAUGUCCAUUAAGUGCUUCGGACCAGCAGGGCUGUGAAACUGGGACGACCGUAGGCUACUUCUGUAAAGUCAAACAAAAUGCUAUGCUUAAGGAUGGAGGUAGCCCUUGUGCUGGAAGAGUUGAGGCCAGUAGCUUUACAUUGUUCCGUGUACUCUGUGGCCGAAUGUGGGAUAUGAAUGAAGCUCGUGCUUUCUGCAAAUUUCUGAACUGUGGUGACGCUGUAUCUGCAUCAGGGAAUUCUCAGUUUGGGGCUGGUGUUGUCCCGAUUCUGAACACUGAACUUCACUGCAAAGGUACUGAGGAUGACCCCUGGAAAUGUGAAAUGAAACCUUUGGCUCACCGAAACUGCUCUGCAGAAACAGAAGCAGCUGGUGUUGUGUGUUCAGAGCACAGAGAGCCAAGACUGGUUGGUGGAACGGAUGGAUGCUCUGGAAGAUUGGAGGUACAGAAAGGGAAUACUUGGGGCACGGUGUGUGAUUCACAUUGGGAUUCACAAGACGCUCGUGUGGUUUGUGCUUCCUUGAAAUGUGGAGGAGUGAUAGCAGUACUUGGAGAGGCUCAAUUUGGAGAGGGCAGUGGUCCAGUAUGGCAGGAUAUCUAUGAAUGCCAGGGUCAAAGGGGACCGCGAUUAGUUGGUGGUAAUGAUACUUGCUCGGGACGACUGGAGAUACUGCAGGGUGAUACCUGGGGCACAGUCUGCGAUACCUACUGGGAUUUACAGGAUGCAGCUGCGGUCUGCAAUCAACUCGGUUGUGGAGUCGCGACAGCAACACCAGGAGGCGCAUUUUUUGGGGAAGGAAAUGGGACGAUAUGGAAUGAUGUCAACGAAUGUAUCGGCAAUGAAAUGCAUUUGCGUGACUGCCCGGUUUCAUCCUGGGGGCACCGUGAAGAUUGGCAAAUGCGACUGGGCAAUGGGGAGACCAUGUGUGAUGGCCGAGUGGAGGUUUAUUAUGGUGGCAUUUGGGGAAGAGUGACUGACACUCAGUGGAAUUACAAUGAUGCAGAUGUAGUUUGCAGACAACUGAAUUGUGGCUCUGCAAUAAGAGUUUACAAUCACUCGAAGUUUGGGAAAGGCACAGGCCCAUCCUGGAUCAACAAUGUCAGAUGCAAUGGAAGUGAAUCCUUCCUGUGGAAUUGCAGUUUUACACAAAUGAAAGAGUCGUCUAUUGCUGAUGAUGUGGGUGUGAUUUGCUCUGAUCAUAUUCAGAUAAGAUUGGUGGAUAGUGGAAGUCACUGUGCUGGAAGGGUGGAACUUUACUACAAUGGAAGCUGGGGAACUGUGUGUGAUGAUUCCUGGGAUUUAGCAGACGCCCAAGUUGUCUGCAACCAGCUGCGGUGUGGACAGGCUCUAAAUACAACGAUUUCCGAGCACAGGGCUGUGAGGCUGCAGGAUGGAGCGAACCUCUGUCAGGGCAGAGUCGAGGUUUUUUAUAAUGGAACCUGGGGGACUGUUUGCGCCGAUUCCUUUGGAAUAAAGGAAGCGCAAGUUGUUUGUCGACAGCUCCUGUGUGGAUCUGCCCAAUCUGUGGAACGUGCUAUUACAUUUGGAAGGGGUUCUGGACAGAUCUGGCUCGAUGAUGUGAACUGUCGUUUGCAUGAUACACUCCUGUGGCAUUGUCCAUCUUCACCAUGGGGCCAACAUGACUGUGACCACAAGGAAGAUGUCGGAAUCAUUUGUUCAGAGUUGCGGCUGGCUGCGGGAUUGAACAACUGUUCGGGAAGAGUUGAAAUAUUUUUCCGUGGUAUGUGGGGAACGGUUUGUGAUGAUUCUUGGGACAGGCAUGAUGCCGCUGUCGUUUGCAGACAAUUAAAUUGCGGCGAGCCGGUGUGGACAGUGGAAGAGACGCUAUUCGGCCAAGCAAAUGGCACAAUUUGGAUGAACAAAGUUCAAUGCAAGGGGAGUGAACUAUUCCUGUCGGAUUGCCUAUUGUCAGCAAUGGGAGAUCAUGUCUGUGAACAUGAAGAGGACGUCAACGUGAUAUGCUCUGGCCAUCAGAAACACACAGCGCCUUUCAACCAGCAGAGACCCUCGAUCUUCAUCAUCCCUUGCGUAUUUGUUGUCCUAUUGAUUGCUGUUUCACUUGCUUUGGCUGCUGAACUGCAGAGAAGCUUCCAGAAAGCCAACAGGAACAUUCAACAUUGCACCACUGGAUUUCCUGAUCCUGUUUACGAAGAGAUUGAGGUUCAGGAGCUUGGAACAGGCGCAGAUCUGCACUCUACCAGUUCACUAAACAAGUUGGAAUAUUAUACAGAGAGCGAGUUACACGAAUAUGAAAAUACAAACAUGGAAGAUUCACUUACUUUUUUUGAUACAGAAUUUGGAAGACAACAUGAUGAUAUUUAAUCAUUUGAGAC
Molecule: messenger RNA, 2771 nt
Organism: Rhincodon typus (whale shark)
Lineage: Eukaryota; Metazoa; Chordata; Chondrichthyes; Orectolobiformes; Rhincodontidae
Product: scavenger receptor cysteine-rich type 1 protein M130-like
Exons: 14
Coding region: 1-2760 (919 amino acids)
Cellular component (GO): membrane
Source: RefSeq, a predicted model, not a curated record